Molecule: messenger RNA, 978 nt
Organism: Beauveria bassiana ARSEF 2860
Lineage: Eukaryota; Fungi; Ascomycota; Sordariomycetes; Hypocreales; Cordycipitaceae
Product: Phosphogluconate dehydrogenase, NAD-binding, putative
Exons: 2
Coding region: 1-978 (325 amino acids)
Molecular function (GO): oxidoreductase activity, acting on the CH-OH group of donors, NAD or NADP as acceptor
Source: RefSeq, a predicted model, not a curated record
AUGUCCGCUGCAACCUCGGCACUUGCCACAAUUGGCAUACUGUCUAUCGGAGACAUGGGCCUUGGUAUAGCCAAGCUGCUGCUCGCUCACGGCUUUGCGGUGGCGACCAACUGCCAUGGGAGAAGCCAAGACACUCUCAAUAGGGCCCAGGCGGCGUUGGUGACAAAUUAUCCCACAGAUGAGGAGCUCGUAAGUCAUUGUGAUGCCAUUCUAUCCGUGGCGCCGCCUCGCGACGCGACUGAAAUUGCAAAACGCAUUGUCAGUGCCCUUGCAUCGAGCUCGACUCGUGGCAAAAGAACAAGUUCUGUGCCGCUCUACUACGCCGACUUGAACGCCGUCGCACCUUCUACGACCCGGGGGCUUGCGAGCCUCCUCGACUCUGCAGGGCCCCUUGUGCAUUUUGUCGACGGGUCCAUCAUUGGGGGCCCGCCGUCCGCAAAAGGAAAUGGCACCGACUGGAGCGCGCCGGUCAUGUACACGUCCGGGCCACACCGGCUCGAGGACGUUCCCGGCUGGGGCCUGAGGUUGACCGAGGUGCUUCGCAUACGCCACAUUGCAGAGGACGUUGGCGCGGCGAGCGGCUUGAAAAUGUGUUUUGCGUCGAUGAGCAAGGGCUACACCGCCAUCGCCAUCCAGGCAUUCACGAGCGCCCAGUCCAUGGGCGUCCUUGGGGAGCUCCAGAGUGUGCUGGCGGAAAUGGCGCCGCAGCGCGCGGUGGAGACUGAGAGGGGCCUCGUCUCCAUGGCACCCAAGGCCUACCGGUGGGUGCGUGAGAUGGAGGAAAUUAGUAAAACGCACGUUGAGGAGGGAGGGUUCGGCCCCGAGCUCUUUAUCGGGGCCGCGGGUGUGUAUCGGUCUGUCGCAGAUGACACUGUGCUCGGUCAGGAGAAGAUUGGGAAUAGAAAGCGAGGCAUCACAGCAGAGGACACCGCUGCAGCAAUGGUAGAGGGUUUAUCAAGUCUGAACAAGGACGUUUGA